CACCGGUCCCGCAUCUCACGCGCAUCGCCGCCGGCCCAGUCCUUCCUCGCCUGGACGCCGCGCCUCCGCCGUCUCCACCCCGUCCGAGCCUCACGGCUUCUGGGCGCACGCAGUCUAGAUCCUGCCAUGGCCCGGGAACGGCUUGUUAGCUAGGUUGCGCAGGCAAGAUUUUAUUUUUUGCCUGUUUGAUCCGAGCGAUGUGAUAUGCUGAGCGAGCGACGCCAUGGCCCGCGCCGGGAGCAUGGGCGGGGCCCUGCGCCAGCCGGAUCGCGGAGGCCGCGCGGCGGUACAGCGCCAUGGCGGAUUGAGGGGUAGGCGGUGGACUUCUUCGCCGGUCGGUCGAAGGAGAAGGGUGUGCUUUGGGGAAAAUGGUGACAUUGGAUGUCUGAAAUUUCUUUCAUGCAAACAUAAACAGUUUGCGAGGGCGUCCCGUUUGGGUCCAUGGACUGCACAGGCGAUGUCCGGGGCAGAGCCUUCUGCUGGUGGCGGCGAUGCGGGUGAGAUCAUCGACGCGGUGGAAGUGGAACCUAGCAAUCCUGGGGCUUCCUUUCUUGCAAAAGUGACAGUUGCUAUGGGUGUUGCGGUGACGGUCACCGCGAUAUCCAUCUUCGUGAAGCAACCUUCUUCUGGUUUUUCUUUCAGCCUGUCACAGAUUAUUGAUGCUUCCGCGCAGUCAGAUACUAUCAGAUAUACAUUUUCUCAGUUCGCGAAGAAGGUCAUAAUUCUGGAAUACACGCAAGGGUGGGUCUACUUCUGGUUGCUCAUGGAUGCUGGAUUUGGACUGUUUAUUAGUGAAGAAGCUUUAAACGUUUGGGUAUGUCCUCUGUACUGGUACCUCAGACUAUUCUCCCAGAUGGCACAUUGUCUGCCAUCGUCUCUGAAUUGGCACUCGAUAUGUAUGAGAAACGAAUUUGGAAAGACCUGAAAGACCUGCAAAUGAAAGGGCUUCUUAUAA
This is a messenger RNA of Hordeum vulgare subsp. vulgare (domesticated barley), 955 nucleotides long. RefSeq lists its product as uncharacterized. Lineage: Eukaryota; Viridiplantae; Streptophyta; Magnoliopsida; Poales; Poaceae. Bases 224 to 925 code for a protein of 233 amino acids. The record is from RefSeq and is a predicted model, not a curated record. The transcript is spliced from 3 exons.